Ananas comosus (pineapple) is the source of this 1285-nucleotide messenger RNA. Its product is annotated as B-cell receptor-associated protein 31-like. Bases 191 to 835 code for a protein of 214 amino acids. The record is from RefSeq and is a predicted model, not a curated record. The transcript is spliced from 2 exons. Gene Ontology annotation, cellular component: endoplasmic reticulum membrane; endoplasmic reticulum. Gene Ontology annotation, biological process: endoplasmic reticulum to Golgi vesicle-mediated transport; intracellular protein transport. NCBI's taxonomy places the organism in Eukaryota, Viridiplantae, Streptophyta, Magnoliopsida, Poales, Bromeliaceae.
UUCUAGGAACCAUUUAGACCCAAAAAAAAAAAAAGAAAAAAAAGGAAAAGAAGAAGAAGAAAAAACUCGACGUGUGCGCCGUUUCCUCCGUCCUCCCCUCCUCUCCGACCCAUCUGAGAUCCACCGCGCAGUAAUUAGGGUUGGAUAGAAAUCGGAGAUCAUCGUCGGGGAAGAGAAGGAUCGAGAGAGAAUGAUCCAGCUGCUGUUCACGGUGCUGGGUGCGGAGGUGGGGGUGGUGCUGGUGCUGCUGUUCCGGACGCCGCUGCGGAAGCUGGCGAUCCUGGGGCUGGACCGUCUGAAGCGCGGGCGGGGCCCCGUCAUGGUGAAGACUGUCGCCGCCACCGUCGCCGUCGUGCUGUCUUCCUCCCUCUACAGCAUGCUCAAGAUCCGCAGCCGCUCCGCCGAGCUCGGCUCCCUCACCCCCACCGACCAGGUCCUCUUCUCCCGCCACCUCCUCGAAGCCUCCCUCAUGGGAUACUCCUUAUUCCUUGCAUUGAUCAUCGACCGGCUGCACCAUUACAUCAGAGAACUGCGUGGUCUGAGAAAGAACAUGGAGGCUGUAAUGAAGCAGAAUAGGGUCCUAGAAGAAGCAAAAAGCGGAAGCUCGGAGGAGAUUGGAUCUCUGAAAGAACAGAUAGAGAAACUAAAAGCAGAGUCAGAAACAAAGUCAGAGGAGGUCAAGGCUGCACAGGCCAGUGCCCGUGCUUUAAAGAAACAAUCCGAAGGGUUCUUGCUUGAGUACGACCGCCUGUUGGAGGAAAAUCAGAACCUUCGCGAGCAACUGCAGUCGAUUGACCUCUUGCUUUCGCACUCUGAUAGCAAGAAACAAUCUUGAGAAUACUUGGAGUCAUGCUUUGAGGACUAGAGCUUUUUUUGAUUUUUUUGAUCAAUUUUCUUUUAUGGUUUGUCCAGACAAUAGAUUCCAGGGAUGUAAUAGAUAGUGUGAUCUGGCUUUUUCUCCCUUAAAACAAAGAAUAUAAGGCUCUCGCAAUUUAAAAUAUACAAGUUGGUUUGAACUGGUUUCACACAAAGUCUGGUGCUCAAUGAACUUGUGCUUCAGAUUAAGCAGCUGCUUAUAGUAGUCUGGUGACUACUGACUAGUGCUCACUAUUGAGUUCCUGUAUUGGUUUUUCAUGAUUUUCUUAAGGUAAAAAAGUACGUAUAGUCACUGCGCUGUCCCAGUAUGUUGAAUCAGUCCCUGAGCAUUUAAACAAAGUCCCUGAAGCUUCUCAUAUCUUGUAAUUCCAUUCCUCUUGUGACGACAAAUCUUUGUUCCUCCUGUUAA